Messenger RNA from Colletotrichum gloeosporioides, 267 nucleotides. RefSeq lists its product as uncharacterized. The coding region runs from base 1 to 267 and encodes 88 amino acids. NCBI's taxonomy places the organism in Eukaryota, Fungi, Ascomycota, Sordariomycetes, Glomerellales, Glomerellaceae. The transcript is spliced from 2 exons. The record is from RefSeq and is a predicted model, not a curated record.
AUGGCAAACUUCAUACAGAGGUUCCUACUGAAAGAGACGGCGAGCGGCGAUGCGCCUUUGUAUAACCGGCUGAACGAUGACGAGAAUGGAAACGGGAACUUGGUCAGCAAGGAGGAUAUCGAUCGGCCUUCUACUAAUAAGUCGGUGGCGACAAUGCUGAGCUUCUUCAUCUUGGGAUUCCUCGUGGCAAUGACCAUCAGCGCCAUCAUCGCUUUCCUCGUCCCUGUUGGUUUGCACGACGGUCUACAUUGCGCGGAAUCCCCGUAG